Molecule: messenger RNA, 288 nt
Organism: Rasamsonia emersonii CBS 393.64
Lineage: Eukaryota; Fungi; Ascomycota; Eurotiomycetes; Eurotiales; Trichocomaceae
Exons: 1
Source: RefSeq, a predicted model, not a curated record
CAUGCUGGCAGCUGGGGUGCGGGUCAUCUGCCAUCAAGACCAUCGGCAGGCAACCAGCCAACUUACUCCUCUAUAUAUACUUUGGCAGGAUCAAGGCGCUGCUACGCUGUCAAUUUGCCUUAUGCACUUGUGUCAGAUUGCCAUUGUGAACGAUGCGUACGAUCACCAGAAGUUAGGGCAAGCAUGACGUGGAUCUGGCUGCAAAAUCUGACUACGGCAAGAAGCAAAUAUAAAGAUAGUACCAGGGAGGAAGAGAAAAAAAUUUCGCUUCAAGAAACCAGCAUUUAG